Mastomys coucha (southern multimammate mouse) is the source of this 8160-nucleotide messenger RNA. It is a transcript of the gene Dennd1b, whose product is annotated as DENN domain containing 1B. Gene Ontology annotation, biological process: endocytosis; endocytic recycling; T cell receptor signaling pathway. NCBI's taxonomy places the organism in Eukaryota, Metazoa, Chordata, Mammalia, Rodentia, Muridae. Gene Ontology annotation, molecular function: phosphatidylinositol phosphate binding; guanyl-nucleotide exchange factor activity. Bases 228 to 2687 code for a protein of 819 amino acids. The record is from RefSeq and is a predicted model, not a curated record. Gene Ontology annotation, cellular component: cytosol; nuclear speck; intracellular membrane-bounded organelle. The transcript is spliced from 24 exons.
CGCCGACUUCCUGGUUCGCGGAAGGUGGCGGAGCCGCGGCCGCCGCCGCCGGCCGGGUCGCGGGAACCGAGAGGCGGGGGCAGGGGCGGGGGCGGCGUCGCCGCGGUGCUGUCCCCGCGAGGCCGCGGAGGGCGCCGUGGGCCGGCCGCCGCUCGUAGCAGCGUGUCCCGGACGGGGUGCGGGCGUGCGGAUGCGGGGCGACGGCGGCCUCGCAGCGACAUGUGACCAUGGACCGCAGGACCAGGGAAAAUCCAGAAAGAACUUUUGACUUGGUAUUGAAAGUGAAGUGUCAUGCCUCUGAAAAUGAAGACCCUGUGGUGCUGUGGAGGUUCCCAGAGGACUUCGGAGACCAGGAAGUUCUACAGAGCGUGCCCAAGUUCUGUUUUCCCUUCGAUGUGGAAAGGGUGUCUCAGAAUCAAGUUGGACAGCACUUUACCUUCGUCCUGACAGACAUGGAAAGCAAGCAGCGAUUUGGGUUCUGCAGGCUCACAUCUGGAGGCAGGAUUUGUUUGUGCAUUCUUAGUUACUUGCCAUGGUUUGAAGUCUAUUAUAAACUUCUAAAUACUCUGGCAGAUUACUUGGCCAAGGAGCUGGAAGAGGAUUUGAAUGAAACUCUUAAAUCACUCUAUAACCACCCAGUACCGAAGGCAAACACACCUGUCAACUUGAGUGUGAACCAAGAGCUAUUUAUUGCCAGUGAGCAAGUUCUGAAAGAUGACCCCUCACUAAUGCCGCACUCCUGUUUCAUCACACCUGACAUAACUGGACUCCCAACAAUUCCGGAGAGUAGAAACCUGACCGAGUACUUUGUUGCCGUGGAUGUGAGCAACAUGCUGCGACUGUACGCCAGCAUGCUGCAUGAGAGGCGCAUCAUUAUUACCGCGAGCAAACUAAGCACUUUAACUGCCUGUCUCCAUGGAUCGGCUGCGCUGCUCUACCCGAUGUACUGGCAACACAUAUAUAUCCCUGUGCUUCCUCCACACCUGCUGGACUACUGCUGUGCCCCAAUGCCAUACCUGAUUGGAAUACACUCCAGUCUCAUAGAGAGAGUGAGAAAUAAAUCAUUGGAAGAUGUGGUUGUGUUAAAUGUUGACACAAACACAUUAGAAUCACCAUUUAAUGACUUGAGCAGCCUGCCCAGUGACGUGGUCUCGGCCUUGAAAAAUAAGCUGAAGAAGCAGUCCACAGCUACGGGAGAUGGAGUGGCUCGGGCCUUUCUGAGGGCUCAGGCAGCUUUGUUUGGCUCCUACAGAGAUGCUCUGAGAUACAAGCCUGGCGAGCCCAUCACCUUCUGUGAGGAGAGCUUUGUAAAGCAUCGCUCAAGUGUGAUGAAGCAGUUCCUGGAGACAGCAGUUAACCUUCAGCUCUUUAAGCAGUUUAUUGAUGGUCGACUGGCAAAACUUAAUGCAGGAAGAGGUUUCUCUGAUAUAUUCGAAGAAGAGAUCACUUCUGGUGGCUUCUGUGGAGGGAGCCCGCGGUCAUAUCAACAGUGGGUGUACACAGUCAAGAAAGGAGGCGCAUUGUUCAACACAGCAGUGACCAAAGCAACUCCUGCUGUACGGACAGCAUACAAAUUUGCAAAGAGCCACGCUAGACUGGGACUAAAGGAGGUGAAGAGCAGGCUGAAACACAAGGACAAUGAGGAAGAUUAUGGGACCUGUUCUGGUUUGGUACAGUAUACACCAGUUUACACUUUACACAGUGAAAAGGGAGAAAACAGAGAGAAGCAUAGCCUUUCCCAGCCAAUACCUAGUGAACAAAGCAAGCUGCCAAGUUCAGUUCCAGCUGUGCAUGUGCCUGGCUCCCGUGGACCACAAUGGCAUCAGCAUCUGUCUGCUGACCCUGAGAAAAAAACACUUCUCAAGGCACACUUGAAAAGGCCUCAUAAGAGCCUUGAUGGUACCCUGUAUGAUGAUGAUGAAGACAUUGAACGGGCAAGCAAGAUAUCUUCUGAAGAUGGGGAAGAAACGUGUGCUUACUUCUACGAAAGCGACGACUCUGUUGAAGCGCGGGUGAAGGCUCCUUACUCAGGUGAGAUGGACUUGCUGGGUGAGAUCUUGGACACGCUGAGCACACACAGCUCUGAUCAAGGAAAGCUGGCACCUGCAAAGAGCCUGGAUUUCUUCAGAUCCAUGGAUGACAUCGAUUACAAACCUACGAACAAAUCCAAUGCUCCCAGUGAGAAUAACCUGGCCCUACUAUGUGCUUCUGGAGACCAGGGAGAGUGGAAUCUUGGGCAGGAUGACAGCGCCCUCCAUGGCAAGCAUCUCCCUCCAUCCCCCAGGAAACGAGUUUCCUCCAGUGGGUUGACAGACUCCCUGUUUAUCCUGAAGGAGGAGAACAGUGAGAAGCCCCUCUGUGCUGACAGGAAAAGUGGCCCUGCUGUGGUGGAAAAGCCAGCUUCUACUUCAGGAUUGGGUUUCCAGCCCUCUGAGGCGUCCCAAACAGAUAAAGGAAAGCCAGAAGUGAAGCAAACACUAAGUGAGGCUUCAGAGGACCUGCUGGUACCUGGUCCCGGGAGCCGCCAGUCGACUUUUGUUCCCUGGGAGAAAGCUGGUAAAGAGGAUAAGAAGCCUUCUAAAGAUGUUGGACUCCUCCAAGAAGUAGUGUCAUUGUGUCACAUGUCAUGUGACUUCCAACAAGGUUUAAACAUUUCAGAAGAAAGCAGAAGUGAAAAUCAAACUUAAGGUACCAGUAGAGGGUCAGUUGCUUGCCUCUUGCCUUCUCCAGAGACAUGUGGAAUUACUUCCCCGUGAUGGGAACAAUAAAGAGAAUCACUGAUAGGAAUGGCAACCCUUACUGCUGUCUAGUCGGUUUCCUGGUUGUUCAUCUCAUGAAUCUAUAUUACCUAUUGGUUUCCCAGCGUAAGAUGAAUUCUACUGUGCUGUUAAAUCAGGUUCUAAUUUGUAUAUAGGCUGGAAGUGUGUUUUGAACUUAAGCUUUCCCAGUAUUUGGUGCUUAAUGCUGUUCAUUUUAUUUAAACUAAGUGUGCAUAUCUAACCCAUACAUAUCGCCAGUAGUUACCGUACUAAUCUGGCUGAGCAUGAACUGAUCAAGAUGUCAAAACUGAUCAAAAAUAGCCUGACACUGAUGAAACUGUUAGCCCACUAAUUGCCUUAAUCUUCCAGUUAUGUUAAGCAUACAGAUAAUGCGUGAUGCUACAUGCAAAGCUUGAAAGAGGAGUUAUCUCGUCCUGCAGAGCAAUAAUGCCUUUUUCUAUCAUGAAUUAAGCUCACCAUUCUUUUCUAGCUUAAAUGCAUUCUAGCAGAAAUAAUGUGUUUUUUAUGAAGACAUGUAGCCAUGUUUUCCAAGCAACAUGAAUGUGUCUAUUUACCUUCCAGUGAACUCUAUGAAGUGCUGAGUUACAAUGUGAAGUUCAAACUUUCUGCUUAUAAAGAAGGCCCUCCGACAAUGUUGGGUCUCAUGUACAUGUCAGCUGUGGUCCACCUCCACAACGGCAGACACCCUGCCGAGUCCAGCUAGGCCAUGCUCCUCUUCUCAUAACUGACCUGCUGUGAAGAGCAGUAGCCUUACCUUGUGUUUGCUUUUUUAAAGAAUUGACAUUGUAUUUUAAAUGUUCUAGAUUUAUAGGAAAAUGCAAAGCUUGUCCUGACUCCCCAUCCGCCCUGGCCUGUCUGUGCUGUUGUUAGCAUCCAAUGCGAAUGCGCUGCAGUGGCCAUAUCAUGGACUUGCCGCAUGGUGUUCAGAGCUCUGCCUGUCCCCUUCUGUCCCCUUUCUGUCCCCUUGUCACCUCAGAGUUCUAGAUCAUGUUCUACGAUCAUGUCUGCUGAGGUUCCUCCUCACCCUGGGACUUCACUUUCUUAGUUUUGAUGGCCUGGAAGUUUUCAGGAAUAUAGUUCAGAUGUCCAGCUCCUGGACUAUAUGUAGUAUUUCUCUCAUUAUUACACUGAGAUUAUAUAGGUUUGAGGGAGAAGAUCACAGAAGAAAAGUGCCAUUUUUAGUGUCUGAAGGGGUAUGCUGCAAGUACACGCCAUGUUGUGUUGACUUUGAACACCUGCUAGGGUUCUCACUCUUAAUUGUGUCCCCACACCUGUUUUCUACAGGCAAGCAGGAGGAAUGGAGGGAAAGAAGAGAGGAAGGGCAGGCACAAUAGAAUUAUUUAGAGCAGAGACGUAUCAGAAUACAUCCUUUGUAACUCUUUGUGGAUCCUGCCGCCCUCACAAUUACUGUUUAGCUUUGGAGCAUAUCUGAGAGCACAUGCAGAUCCCUAGGUAUGCACGUAGUGUGUUUGAACACGCCGUGUUUCUAGUCUAUACAUCCUCAAAUGUGAUGAUUGCUUUUCAAAAAAUGUCUUUUUUUAGUAAAAAAUGUUUGCAAAGCCAUUGGAGAACUCCAAUAAGGCCAUACUCUGAAGUAUUUACUUAAGGGAUAUCAUUUUAGCUAGAAUUUUAGGAGGUUUGUUUAACAUAGUCCUUAAAAUAUGUACACAGGUCAUUUUUCAAAACUGCAUUCCAAAAUAUAAAUAGGUAAUUUUACUUGAGGUAAUAGUUCCAUUAUCUGUAGUGGAUGAUGGAGCUUGUCCUUAUGAGGAUGGGCUCAUUAUAGAAGGAUAUAUUUAAUCCUUAUUUUUACAUAAUAAUAAUAUGCAAGGUUGUGAGAUUUUGCCUGUAUACAUGUUCUUCAUUAGUCCCAGUUUACUGAAAUAACAGGAAAGCAACACAUCAAAAGAGCUGAUUUCAGUGGGAAGAGGAAAAGUUAGUGUGGUAGUUACACUGCUGGGCAAGCUUUUCCACAGGAUUCCUGAACAGAAUGGAGAGCUUGUAAUGUCAUUUUUCAAGUGAGGUCUCUGUUUUCAUGUCAGAAUUCAUUGUCUAAAAAGUGAGACCAUCCUGACUGCAGCUUAAAACUCUGGCUUCCAGCCCACUUUCUUGAUAACGCCAUGGUUCUUUCUUGAUAAGGUCCAUGGUUCUCUACUUUGAGUCAACUUGUGAGAUGCUCUACUGGAACACUAGGCUAUUUGUGAAUAUUUAUCCACUCACAUAAUAAUGUCUUAAGCCACGUAAGUGAUCUGUGCCUUACUGCAACAAGCAAAAGCAGCUACUUUAUGGUAAAAAGAAAAAACAAAAUUGUACAUAUUAUUUUUAAAUGCCCAGAAAACUGAAAGCGAGUGGGUGCCUCAUAGCAUUAAAACCUUGAGUAUUUGAAGCCAGCUUUUAAACGAGACUUCCCAGUAUUGUGAUGGAAACAGUAGUAAAAAUAAGAAACCGUCAGGUGAACUCUGAUAUUUUACAAAAAAGAGUAUUUUUUUUUUUUUUGCUUUGCCCAAACCAAACCAAAUAUAAAUUCCCUGCUAUUGAAAAUAAAUGUUUCUGCUUGCAUUGUCAUUUUAGAUACUGAGCCCCAACAACUGGAGCUCCCAAAAUAAAUAUUUCAGAGGAGCUGCUUCUGCGUUACAAGAGACUUGAAUAACUCACGGCUCAGCUCCCACAUCUUGUGCUUUACAUGCCUCGAAACCUCUAAUAACUCAUGGCUCGUCUUGAGUCUCUCUCAGGCUUUGCAUCCAUGGCGGGUCAGGGGCUAAAGAUAGAAAGAAAAUGUCGGAGCUGCAGUUUUGUUAAAGUGAAAAUGUUACCGAAUAAAAUACAUUGGUGAUGACCUAGUCUCACCUACCUUAUGUAUCAGGUUAUGGCAUGCUUACUUUUCCAGUUCAGUUAGGAACUCCUUCACUGAGGAAAUAUUUAUUGACUUUUUGUACCAGGCAGGAGCAAGGUAUAAAAGCUAAGGACUUAAGGGUACGCAAGGAAACAAUUACCCAGCUCUGGGAAAUCAAUCAAAAGGGAAAGAAACUGCACGUGUUAAAAUAAUAAUUAAUAAUAAUAAUAAUAAAAUACAGUAAGGAUAUAUUUGCUUAAAUGGUACUCGCCCAAGAAUCAACAAUGAGUGAUCCUUUUUAAAAAUAGCUGCUUUAUUUAAAGUAUGUUCAAAUUACAGAAUCGUUAGCUCUUUUAGUAAUUAUGUGAUCCACUCACUAGAAUGCUGCUAAGGUCCCUCUUUAAAGGACAGAUUUAGAGGCAAUGCUCGCUCGGCUGAGGCCUUGCUUUGACCAUCCAUAGGAUGUGACGUUGUCUCUUUGCAGGGUCGAUGGCCACUUCCCCCAGUUCAGGAGUAACUUAGAGUACGUAAAGGAAGAACAUGGUCAUGUUGAUGGGAGUCCAGAUUUCACAUAAAAAAAAAAUCUUGGUAACAACAUUUUCUAGGUAGCCCUUUUCUUCUUAGCUAGUGGCAUGACUGUUAUUAAGAUCCUGUGCUGAUAUCUAAUGGUGUGACCCAGGAAUGCCCAGGAAGUGGUUGAUGAUUCAGCAAAGGGAAGAUUUCUGGUUAACAGCUAAUGACUAGGGACAAUCUUGCAAUCAACAGCUCUGCAUUCUUUCCUCAGAUUUUCCAGGGCAAGUUCAUCAUUUUUAUGAGUAAAUUGUCUCUGGAGAACUCCAUUGUUUGGUGUGAGUGGGUCUUCAAUCUGAGAAGGUAUUUGAAAAUCAGAAUAAAAAUUCAUAUGUAAACAACCCCUAAAUGUAGGCUCUCCCCAAGCAUCUUUUAAUGUAGGUAGUCAGUUUUUUAGUAGUCUAGUUCUCUGUGAGCAUUUUCCCACAUGGAGCCCAGAGUCCUCUUAGCAUCUGUUUUUUAAGGCUUCAAGAACUAGAAAGGCUUUGCAACAGCCAGUUGAUGUUAGGAUUUGUUUAUAAAAUAGGGAAUUAUGUAUACUGAGACAGAAAUAUUUUAUUUUGAAACAUAGGAUUUUGUGCAAUAUUUUUCUUGCAUUGUUUAGUUUAUAUAAAUAUGCACAUCUGCUUUUCUGGCAGAUGCCCUAAGGUCAUGUCUUUCAGUAUUUGCCUAAAACUGUAUGUAGCAAUGUUCUGUGUGAUUUCAGAAAAAAAAAAUUACUCUAUUAUCAGCAGAAGUGUUCUUGUUUCUUUAAAAUAAUUGUAGAUAUUGCAUUAUUAUAUCAUAACUAACUGCCUCAGCCACAAUAAAUAUGCAAUAAGAAAAUCAUGUUCCUUUGAUUAGUAUUGACAGUACUGUUACUGUAACAGAAAUGUUUGUGGUGUAGAGUGCUGGUUUUGUCUGUGUUCAUUUACCAGCUACUCUGUAGCACAAGAAUCUAAAUGGUAUAUUUAUGUGAUAACCAUGUAUGUAGACUAUGACGUCCUUUAUGUGAUAACCAUGUAUGUAGACUAUGACGUCCUUUGUGAUGAGUCUUUGUUGAGGCUUAUAAAGGGCAUUGCCAAUACUUUUUGACUGUAAAUUAAUUUUUUUGUAUGAUGUAUAGUUUGUUUAGCCUUAGAGUGUCUAUAGAUUUCUACUUUUAUUAUACUUGAAUGAGGCAGAAAGCACUGUGGGCAGUUUGUAACUCUGGAUGCAAAAUGCAGAUAUACCAAAAAAUAAAACAAGGUACUGAAGAGCAACGCUAAUGAAAUGCUUUAUAAUCCAGGAGUCCAUGUUUUUCAAGCCACAUUUUAGUGAAAUGAAGUAAUUGAAGAUAUACAGUCUUUUAUCUGGACGGUAUUGUCUCAAGUGAUUACCUCUUUGAUGUGUCAAAGGUAUGUGUCCUUUUUAACUUCUGUAUCAGUCCUUAGAUGAGCCUUGAGGACCAUCCAUCCUCCCUCCUUGGGCCAUGUGAUGGACAGAACAAAUCAACUACAUUGUGCGUAUUAGAUGCAUUGUCUGUGUGUGAAGUCACUAUGUUUUAGAUAGAGUAGCUUUCAUAGGUAAUUUUGAGAACUCAUUAAUAAUCAUAUACCAAAAACUAAAAACUAAAUUUUUAAAAUCAGUUAUUACUUAGCUGUGCCUAAAAACUCCUAGACAUAAAGGCCACACGAGGGACUCAGGAUUGAAUGUUUCCAAAGUUUGUGUUCAUUCCUUUAGCUGAGGAGUCGUUUGCUCAACAUACAACCAGUAGCUCAAAAAACAAAAUUCAGCAAAACAAAACAAAAUCCAUGAGCAGCGCGACACUGAGAUGUGCUUCGUUGCCCUUGUAGCUACAGUUUAUCAUCUCUGGACUUGAUUACUAUUGGGACGAUGUUCUGUAUAAAAGUAUUGCUUGGGAGUUUUUUUAAUAUGCAAAAUAAAAUGUUGAAUGACCUCUGCUUUGCCAUAAAGUACCCAUCAAUGUCGUUGAAAAUAAAAUUGGUCACAAUCUAA